AUGAGCUGCAAUGGUUGUCGUGUUCUCAGAAAGGGUUGCAGUGAGAACUGCAUGCUACGACAUUGCCUACAAUUGAUAGAGAACCCACAAGCCCAAGCUCACGCCACCCUCUUUGUGGCCAAGUUCUUUGGCCGUGCUGCUCUCAUGUCGUUCCUUUCCGCCGUACCUGCCAACCAAAGAUCCGCUUUGUUUCAGUCACUGCUUUAUGAAGCAGUGGGGCGUACUAUAAAUCCAGUGAAUGGAGCAGUGGGGUUGUUGUGGAGUGGGAACUGGCAGCUGUGCCAAAUGGGUGUGGAGAAAGUGCUCCGAGGUGGUGCUGCGUUGACCCCACUCCCUCACUUCCUCAGUAGUGUAGAUGUGCACCAUCAACACCAUGUAACUGAGAGAGUGAUGAUUGCAGGUGGAACAUUGUGUCACCAGGCAAAGAAGCAACGUGUGGGGACACCCUCCCAGGAAUCUGAGACCUCCUAUAUGGGACGUAAACCACAGGAUUCUGCCCCUCAAAGUCAAAGGAACCUCCUUACACUAUUCUUCUGAUACCUUAAUUGCGUUUCUGGGGAUUCACAUGCUUUUAUCAAGCUGAUGUUAGUGGCAUAAUCAAAGAGAUAUCAUACCAUAACUAGAGAUCGAAAUCGGUUUUACCAUUUUA
Vigna umbellata (rice bean) is the source of this 649-nucleotide messenger RNA. Its product is annotated as LOB domain-containing protein 38-like. Gene Ontology annotation, biological process: regulation of gene expression. The record is from RefSeq and is a predicted model, not a curated record. NCBI's taxonomy places the organism in Eukaryota, Viridiplantae, Streptophyta, Magnoliopsida, Fabales, Fabaceae.